UAUGAAAUUCUUAUGGGCGAAUUUUCAAGGCUGAAAUUGAAAUGGGUUCCACAAGUUGUGGGAUUUUCCCAAACUCAUUUUCCCAUAAAGUCAGGGUGUCAGUGAGGAGAGUUAGUGAACUACAAGCUGAAACCCAUUAGAGAGGAGGGGUUUGGUUUUUGUUUAAACUAUCUUGUAGAAAAUGGACGACAACUCUGUUCAAAAACCUCUUCUUUCGACUCAGUCUGUUCAAGAACCUGCAGGUUAUGAUGUCAAGAAGAAACCUCUGACUCUGUUUUUGGCAAAAUGGUGUCUCAAAACUUUAAUGUGGGUGAUUUUCGUUUCAUGGGCUGCUUUUAUUUUCGUGUAUCCGGCAAAAUCUGUCACUGAAUUAUUUAGGAAGUUUACAAGAACCACCAAUGAAACUAUCUUUGGGAUCACAGGAAGCCUGUUCCUGGUAUUCAGUGCUCCGAUUAUCCUUGUUGCAAUUCUUGCUGUUGUAUAUCUUAUCUUAUCCGGGGAAGAGGACCUCCACAGAAAGAAGACCUCACAGAAUCCGAGAAUUCGAUUUUGGACUUUCCCUGUUCUUGUGGAUGGACCAUUUGGGGUUGUUUCUGCUGCUGAGCUUAUUGGGAUUCUUCUCUUUGCUGUUUAUGUUAUAUGGGCUGUCUAUAUUUAUACCAUGCAGAUUCUCAGCUCUCUGUCUGACCAGCUCCCUCUCAAACUGAAAAGUUGUUUCUUUUUGGAGAUUUUGGGACUUCGCCUUGGGUCGAUUGGGAUGUUUUGCUUGGGAUUUCUGUUCCUGCCAGUAGCAAGGGGAUCUGUUCUUCUUCGCCUUAUAGAUAUCCCUUUUGAGCAUGCAACAAGGUAUCAUGUAUGGCUGGGACAUUUGACAAUGCUUCUGUUCACUCUCCAUGGACUAUUUUAUGUAAUUGCAUGGGCAAUUGAAGGUCAUCUACUACAAGAACUGAGGGAAUGGAAAGAUAUUGGCAUUGCAAAUUCUGCUGGAGUUGUUAGCCUUUUAGCUGGUCUACUGAUGUGGGCGACAUCAUUUUCUCCAGUGAGGAAGCUAAAUUUCGAGUUAUUCUUCUACACUCAUCAGCUAUAUGUUGUCUUUGUUAUCUUCCUGGCUUUCCAUGUUGGUGAUUUCAUUUUCUGUAUGGCUGCUGGAGGCAUAUUUCUAUUCAUGCUUGAUCGCUUUUUGAGAUUUUGCCAGUCACGAAGAAUUGUCAAGAUACUUGCAGCAAAAUGCCAUCCAUGCGGAACUGUGGAACUUGUGCUUUCAAAACCUUCAAAUCUGCAGUACAAUGCCCUUAGUUUUGUUUUUCUCCAAAUUCGGGAAUUCUCGUGGCUGCAGUGGCAUCCUUUCAGUGUUUCAUCUAGUCCACUGGAUGGUAAAUACCAUAUGUCUGUUCUCAUAAAGGUUCUUGGCCAAUGGACUUCGAAACUUAGAGGAAAUAUAACAAAAAUUUCCGAGACAGAACCGGAAGAAGAGUCGCCUUUCGAGCCUCAUACUAAGUUAACAGCUUCUGUUGAGGGGCCUUAUGGUCAUGAGUUGCCGUACCACUUGAUGUAUGAAAACCUUAUUUUAGUAGCAGGUGGCAUAGGGCUUUCACCAUUCCUUGCUAUCUUGAGUGAUAUUCUCCACCGUGUUAGGGACGGGAGACCUUGUCUACCAAGAAAUGUUCUGAUCAUUUGGGCUGUGAAAAAAUCGAACGAGCUUCCUCUUCUUUCAACUGUUGACAUGGAGUCAAUAUGUCCAUCUUUCUCUAAUAAACUAAAUAUUGAGACCCAUAUCUAUGUAACCCGAGAACCAGAACCUCCAUUGGAAGAGGGUAAAGUUCAAAGCACUGUGAAUCCUUCUCUGUGCCCUGUGUCGAGUAGUCGUAGCAUGUCGGUUUUGGUUGGUACAGGACAUAAAGUGUGGUCAGGACUAUAUAUUAUCUCCUCUACAGUAGGCCUUAUUAUUUUAGUGGGUUUGUUGGAUAUAUUUUAUAUAAACCCAUAUGGUAUAUCUUCAUGGUGGUACAAAGGGCUCCUUUUCAUGGUUUGCAUGGCUGCAAGUAUUGUUAUCUUUGGAGGUUUUGUGGUUGGUUUAUGGCAUCUUUGGGAAAGAAGGGUUUCAGCAGAGGAGGAAUGUGAGAAUGGUAACCUAAAGGAUGACAAGGCAGAUCAUGAUGAAGCAGUAACUCAGAAGAAUUCAUAUCUGGAAAAUUCUGCAAAUCUUACCAGCAUCCAGUAUGGUUCAAGACCAGACUUCAAAGAAAUUUUUGAAGGGGUAUCUAAGCAAUGGGGCCAUGUGGAUGUUGGUGUAAUAGUAUGUGGUCCUCCAACUCUUCAAUCAAGUGUUGCUCAAGAAAUCAGGUCACACACCUUAACAAGACAAUGGCAUUAUCCAAUCUUCCACUUCAACAGUCAUAGUUUUGAUCUCUAAAUUUCUUCCUGCUUGAACAUGUUAUUUGUAUUCCUCAGGCCAUGUAUAUAUAUAUAUAUAUAUAUAUAUGUAAAGAGCAAGGUUAUAGCAUGGAUGGUCCUAUGGAUAUGGCCGACGGUUUUUGAAAAAUCGUCAUCAAUAUUCAUGUACAAAAAAUAUUGACGAUUAUUUUUUCAAAAAUUGUCAUCAAUAUUCACAGUUCGUAUGGGACCGUCCGCAUCGUAGCAUACCCUUAUAUAUAAAUAUAUGUAGAAAAUAUUUAUAUAUAAUUAUAUUUAGAUACAUGUAGAUACAUGAAGUAUAUAUAGAUUAAAAUAAUAAUAAAUAUGUAUAGAUUAAAAUAAUAAUAAAUCAUUUUAUCUGUGUACAAA
This is a messenger RNA of Ziziphus jujuba (common jujube), 2784 nucleotides long. Its product is annotated as ferric reduction oxidase 7, chloroplastic. NCBI's taxonomy places the organism in Eukaryota, Viridiplantae, Streptophyta, Magnoliopsida, Rosales, Rhamnaceae. Gene Ontology annotation, cellular component: plasma membrane. The record is from RefSeq and is a predicted model, not a curated record. The transcript has 9 exons. The coding region runs from base 182 to 2413 and encodes 743 amino acids. Gene Ontology annotation, molecular function: oxidoreductase activity.